AUGCUUGAUUCCCCUAAAAACCAAGUGCUUAAUUUCUUUGGGAUGCCGUGGUACAUGUUUUGCAACCAAGAGAUGCACAAUAUUUAUCAUUUCAAACGAUAUGCCAUCUUGCUAGGCCAUUUUGACCUUAGUGUAGGACACUUGGGCAUUCCCCGUGGAUGCGAUCAAAGCCUUUGGGGAUUGGAGAUUUCAUUUUUUGUGAGAGAGAUUUUGUUUUUGUGCUGUGGCUACUUGUUGAAAAUAGUAUUUUUCGGUUGCAGGAAUACUGCCCCGGUUACAGAGAGGGGGAAGCUGAGGUCCUGGGUUGGUCCAAAUGGGCAAUACUAUCGAGAGCUGCCUUGCCCUAACUGUAGGGGUAGAGGAUACACUCCUUGCGGAAAGUGCGGGAUAGACAGAUCCAGCUUGGAUUGCCCUAUGUGCAAUGGCAAGGGGAUUAGGAUGUGUAUGCAAUGUGGUGGAGAAUGUGUGAUAUGGCAAGAAUCUAUUGAUGAACAACCAUGGGAGGAAGUUCGAUCUAGUUCACCCUUGAAAGUAAAGGAAGAUGAUGAGGUCGACAGACUAGAGAUAAAGAUCGACACCUCAAAAAGACCGAGGCGUACUUAUCCAUCACCAUCCCCAGAAGUUGCCAUGAAGAUUAGCCGAUCUCUAAGAAGUCUGAAUGCUAAAACAGGAUUGUUUACUAAGCACAUGAAGAUUAUACACCAAGACGCCAAAUUGCAUGCUCAAAGAGUUGCUGCGAUUAAGAGAACAAAAGGUACUGCUGCAGCAAGAAAUCAGGCUUCUGAAAAACAAAAGGCAUUCUUCAGGGAUCCUGAGAAUCGGCUCAAGAGAAGCAUUGCCAUGAAAGGAGUGAAAUUUUACUGCAGUAAAUGCGGGCAAGAAGGACACCGAAGCUUCUAUUGCCCAACAGUGAGGGAAAUUUCAGCCAGAGUGCAAUUCAGAUGCCGGUUAUGUGGGGAAAAGGGGCAUAAUAGCCGAACGUGUGGAAACCCAAAGUCAGAGAAUGAACAUCAGCGGCAACCUCGGCAUUGUAGCCUAUGCGGUGAAAAGGGUCACAACCGAAGAAACUGCCCUGGGUCUCCAGAGGCGGAGGUUGGCGCUUCUGGCCAUAUUACUAAGAAAGUUAACCGUCAUAAUUCAGGUGUUUAUUCAUGUAGCUUCUGCAAAGAAAGGGGGCAUAAUAGACGGACAUGUCUGAAGAGAAAUGCUAGCUUAGGAUAA
Molecule: messenger RNA, 1221 nt
Organism: Triticum turgidum subsp. durum (durum wheat)
Lineage: Eukaryota; Viridiplantae; Streptophyta; Magnoliopsida; Poales; Poaceae
Source: the annotation of a GenBank genome assembly